This is a messenger RNA of Perkinsus marinus ATCC 50983, 1302 nucleotides long. Its product is annotated as Acyl-CoA dehydrogenase, putative. The transcript is spliced from 2 exons. The record is from RefSeq and is a predicted model, not a curated record. NCBI's taxonomy places the organism in Eukaryota, Perkinsozoa, Perkinsida, Perkinsidae. Bases 1 to 1302 code for a protein of 433 amino acids. Gene Ontology annotation, molecular function: acyl-CoA dehydrogenase activity; flavin adenine dinucleotide binding.
AUGCCCGUUAUUGCGAAGGAGACCUUCGGAUCUCCAGUCCCGUAUGCGGAGCCUAGCUGGUACAGCAAGGGCCACAGCAGCCCCUACUACUCACAGUCCCACGUUGAAUGGCGGGCCAGGUGCCGCAAGUUCGUAGAGGACGAGGUCAUGCCCAACGUCAGUGAGUGGGAGAAGGAGAAGGCCAUUCCCAUGGAGAUCUACGCAAAGUGCUACAGGGCUGGCCUCCUGCCCAGUUUGGUCGGCCCUAAGGGUUACGACUACGCUGAUCCUGUUGUUGCUGCCAAGCCACAAGGCUUCGACUACUUCCAUGAGCUCAUCUUCAUCGAUGAGCUUUGUAGGUGCGGCUCUGGUGGCGUCAUGUGGGGAAUGAUGGGCGGCCUCAACAUAGGCCUGCCUACUGUCUUGAACUUCGGGACCCCUGAGAUGAAGGCUCGAGUCGCUCCUCCAUGUGUCCGAGGAGAAAAGAACAUAUGUUUGUGUAUCACGGAGCCCCAUGCUGGGAGUGAUGUGGCCAGUAUUAGGACUACUGCUAAGCUGACCCCUGAUGGGAAGCAUUACAUUGUUAACGGCCAGAAAAAGUGGAUCACAAACGGCAUAUUCUCCGACUACUUCUCGGUUGCUGUCAGAACUGGGGGCCCGGGCAUGAAGGGCAUAUCUAUGCUGUUGGUGGAGAGGGGCAUGCCCGGCCUUAGGACCACCAGAAUGGACUGCCAAGGUGUGCUAUCUAGUGGCACUACCUUCGUUGAACUCGAUGAUGUGAAAGUCCCGGUGGAGAAUCUCAUCGGCAAGGAUAAUGAUGGUUUUAAGGUGAUCAUGUAUAACUUCAACCAUGAGCGCUGGGGACUUAUCAUUCAAGCGCUGCGGUUUUCAAGAAUUCUCUAUGAGCUUUCAUUCAAGUAUGCUCAGAAGAGAAAGACCUUUGGCAAGACCCUCAUGGAGCACCCGGUCAUUCGAUGGAAGUUGGCAGAGAUGUCCAGACAGAUCGAAGGGACGAGCCACUGGCUUGAAAGCGUCACUCACCAGAUGUCGACUAUGCCGUGGGUGGAGAGCAUGGAUGCGUUGGGAGGCACUAUAGCUCUGAUGAAGGCCCACAGCACUAAGGUGUUUGAGUACUGUGCUCGGGAGGCGGCUCAGAUCUUCGGUGGUAAUGCCUAUACGAGGAGUGGGCUUGGUGAGGUUGUGGAACGACUCUAUCGGGAUGUGCGUGGCUUGGCCAUUCCUGGUGGUUCGGAGGAGAUCUUGCUGGACCUCGGUAUAAGGCAGGCUGAUAGACAGUAUAAGAAGGCUACGAGCAGGCUAUGA